AUGACUGAAACAACGGAAACUCUAAAUAUUAAGGUAUUCAAGAAACUCACAAAUAAAAACUUCUCAGAAGGCCUUGAAAGAGCUCCUUCUCUUCUUAGAUCUAGGCAAGCAAGCUUAUUUUACAAAACGUUAUUAGCUCAUUUUACAAAUCCAGAAUUAACAACCGAAAUUGGUGAUUCUAUCCUUAAAACACUAUCUCAGUGUCUAAAAAACGAGGACAAUUUACGAUGUUUUAUUGAUGGAAGUUUUGCAAAUAUGUUACCAAACGAUCAAGAGCGAUUUUUCAAUUCAGUUUUUGAAGUUUUUUAUGUUAUUGUCACUACAGGUUCUAUUCUGAUUGAUGAAACAAUUGCAAAUGUUUUGCAUCCGUUAAUUAAAUUUAAUCCGAAAAAAUCAUUAACAAUCAUCGCUUUAUACUGCCAAAACUUUGGAGAAAUUGAUAAUCCAUGGCCUAUGAUAGAUUUACUCAUACAAGAAGGUUCUCAUUUUAAUAUUCCAAAUGUUGCUCAAGAUUAUAUCUCGUUAUUAGCAUUUUUGAACAAAAAAUAUAUUGAAUAUAGAAAGGGUCGUUCACAACAUUGCUGGAAUCAGAUUAUAUCCAUGCUUAGUACAGAUGAUACAAAAAUUCUUGCAGCUUGUUACGGUGGACUUUGCACAAUCUCAGAAUUUUAUCCAGGAGGAGCCAUACAAAUAGAUUCUGUUUCUCAACAUCUCAAAAAUACAGAACUACAAAAUUCAGUUUUAGCAAUGCUAAAUGUCGCCACAUUAAACGAAAAUGAUGCAUCCAGCAAGAAGCUUAUAUCUACCCUUAUGUCAAUUGCAGAGACUAAUGUCAAAGCUACUCUAAUUUUGAUGAAAUUAGGCUGUAUUUUUUCAGCUGCCCAAACAAUCUUUUCUAUGACUGGUUGGAUCAACAAGAAACUUCCAACUACUACAGAUACUCUUCGCCUUUUCUUGGUUCUCCUUAGGCAUAAAGAUCUACGUGAAGAAAUUGCAGAAAGUCCUGAUUUUGUUGAAUUUUUGAAACAAAUCAUUACGAUGGACCGUCCAGGAGUUGUUCCAAUAGCAUGCACAAUUAUCAGGCGUGUCCCUCUCUCUAAGGAUCUUGCUACAAACCUCAGCAAGAGUGGAUUUUUGAAACAGUUUUAUGAUGCUCCCGAAGAUGGCGAUGACGGACUAACAAAGCAUUCCAAGCUAUUGCUAACAGAUACAAUAUGUAGAGUGUGCUACGUCCGUGAAUAUUUAUCAAUGUGUGACAAAAUUGCUGAAAUUAUAAUAGAAAAUGGCGAGUUUACUGAUUCGGCGGCACUAGUAGCUGUAAGACUCUGCAAAUAUAGAAAAUGCAAGGAUAGAUUCAAAGAAUUAAAGUUGGACGCAUUUUUCAAAAAAGAUUCGUUGAAACCGAAGCUUCAAAACGUUGGCAAAAAGUUUUUGAAAGCGAUUUCAGAUGAGGAAUCAAAAUAA
Molecule: messenger RNA, 1464 nt
Organism: Trichomonas vaginalis G3
Lineage: Eukaryota; Parabasalia; Trichomonadida; Trichomonadidae
Product: protein kinase protein
Exons: 1
Coding region: 1-1464 (487 amino acids)
Source: RefSeq, a predicted model, not a curated record